Bursaphelenchus okinawaensis is the source of this 5504-nucleotide messenger RNA. Lineage: Eukaryota; Metazoa; Nematoda; Chromadorea; Rhabditida; Aphelenchoididae. The record is from the annotation of a GenBank genome assembly.
AUGGCUUCUCGUCGUCAGCGACAGCUACAACGCAAAUACAAUUCUUACAGGUAAAAUUUUAAAAUUUUCAUUUUUCUUUUAGCGACAUAUAAGUAUUUGAAGGGAGGGGGAAUGAAAAAUUUUUGGCUUUAAUUCCAAUUUUUGUUGUGAAACGGUCAUUAUAAAUAGAAAUUUCAAGUGUUUUAUGAGCUCUCUCGUACUGCUAUAUUAGCUAUCUUAUCCCCAGAAAGAAGGAUGAGUCGUAUUUUACAAAAAAAAAUUAAAAUAAUAUUAUAAAAUAUAUUUUUUUAAAUUUUACGGUAAUUUAUGACUGCUAUCCUUAAAAUAAUGUUGUUUUAGAAGAUAUACAGCUCAAGAAGAUGUCAGUUACCUAACGCAUUCAACUCGGUCGGCUUACCGCUCCGAGUCGGUUACAUCAACAUCUUCAGCUCAGGGUCGCAAUUCAUCGACCGAAAUCGUUACGGUAAAAAUUUUUUUCAUUUGUUAAAGAAUUGUUUUACAGUGUAGUACUACAUGUAUUAGCCCUCUCUAUCCUAAGCCCUGACCUAAGUCCUAGCCUAAGUCCUAGCCUAAGUCCUAGCCUAAGCCGUAGCCUAAUCCGUAGCCCAAGCCAUAGCCCAGAGCUCUAGCUCAGAGCCCUAGCCUAAGCUCUAGCCCGAGACCUUUGCCUAAUCCUAGCUGUAGCCCUUGCUCUAGCUUACCCAUACGUCUUCAUCAACAGAUAUCCGUAUCUCUACGCGUUGCCUAACCUAUACUACUUUUAUUACCUAAAACUUUAAAUUUCAGGGUUCGGAAACGCGGAGUUACCCGGUCUACAUUGCCAUUCAGAACUUUACCCCAGAUGAGAGUGAAGCGGAAGCCGUGACUUUGGAACAAGGGCAGAUUGUAGAAGUUUUGGAGAAUAGUAAUCCGGCCGCUUGGCUUGUGAGGACAAAGGUAGGAUAAUAUUUUUUAAAAAUGUUGUAUUUUUGUAAAAUACGGCCCUGUUAUCGACUCUUUUUUAAUUUAAGUGCCGUAGGGUAUUACCUUUUUAUUAAUGUACAGAGUUGAAUGUACUUUUGAAAGCCUUAAAAACGAUUUUAAAAUUGAAAACUUUUUAAUAAAACGCAUUUUUAUAGCCCUAGACCUAGCAUUACCUCUAGCUUUAGCUCAAAAAUAUCGAAAAAAUGGCCAAAAACCACAAAAACAGUCCAACACCUCUUAUCUAACAAUAUAAAAAGUAAUAUUUAUACCAAUUACAACAUCACAAAAGCCUCUAGCUCAGAGUUUAUAGCUUAUUGUAGGCCAUCUUCUUCUUCUUUCUCUCAUUUCUUUCCCGCCUCCUUCUUUGCCUCAGGCUGGGCUGUUGGUUCCGAUUGGGCCGUUUUUGAUUUUAUGUCGUAAUUGCUCUUGGUCUUGAGGUCGGGAUCUUCGUUCACCGAUGACGAUGGUAGCUCACUUUUGUUUUUGAGUAGGCUCUUUGGUGCGCCUGGAGCACCAGUAGGGGCAGCUGAAGGUGUUUGAGACCCGGGGGGAGGCGGUGGCUGAAAAUUGGGGUUUUGAGAAGUUGUAAAUACCCCCCCCCACCUUACCCAACCCUGCCUAUUCUUACCCUACCCUACCCUAUCCUACCCUACCCACCCUACUCUACCCUUCCUUACCAUACUCAGCCAUUCAUACCAUAAUUUCACAAAGUAAACCUACGACUAGGAGGAGGAGUCCCAGUGGGCGACACCACCGGAUUCUUGUUGUUCUUCUUACAUCCACACCCAAAAACACUAUACAGCAACGUAAAGCUUGUUAUAGUCAAGUACAGUAACGCUUCUGUGAAAUACAUAACGAUUAAUCUGGUGGCUUUGACGUUUUCUGAAAAGAAGAUCUUAAGGGCUUAGUUGCUGUAGCUCUCAUAAAGUAGGAACUUUUGCUAUUUUCUGGCAAUUUUAGGUAAUAUCAUUACAUGAAAAUGCAAAAAAAGGUAAAAUACGUGGUGAAUAACAUUGAGCAGGUAAUAUUAGUUUAUUUAGGGGGGUAGAGAAGAAUUAAAAAAAAUUAAAAUUUUUUUUGCCCAAAAAGUUCACAGGGGGGACCAAGCUGAACUUUUUUCGAAAAAAUUUUUGAGCUGGAGCGGGUGGUGAAUAAAAAAUUAAGAACCCACUUCUAUACAGGCUGUAAAAGUUAACGUUUUACCCCUACAUAGACUGUCAUAACCCAUACCAUUCGAACUUACAGUGUUGUUGAUUCUUUUUAUUCCAAAUUCACUAAUCUCGAGGCCUUUAUCAGCGUUGUAACAGUAAAAAUCGACCGUUUUGGUCUAGGAAUUCACGAGAAAUGAAAUUGAAAAAGGGCUUUUGAAAUUGAAGAAAAUGUAAAAAUGAAAAAAUUUUAAAAUUACCCAAAUUUAAGAUCUGAAAUUUUAAUUUUAUACCUAAUUUAUUAGAUUUUUUUCAUAAUCUUCUUUAUAAACUUGUUCUUUGUUACAAUUUUGUAAAAUACGUUCUGAAAUUACCCUAAAUUAACUUAAAAUUGUCUUAAAAUCAAAAUUUCAGGCCAGACCACCAAAGACAGGGUGGGUACCAGGCUCGUACUUCGAGACUCCGACCAAUUACUACAAACAAAGGCGGCGAACUCGAGAACUGGCCAACCAAGAUGUGAAUCUGACGCCAGAACAGCAAGCAAUACUCAAAAGAGAGUAAGUUCUGUUAAGUUAUCGAAUUGUGCUUUGAUUCUUCUUGAAUUCUGCUUGAAUCAAAGCAUAAAUAGUCUGUGAUCUGCGAAAAACAACGGGUUGCAACAAUUGAUUUGAUCAAAAAAUAAUCUUUUUUUGUUAUUUUAAAUAUGCUUUAUGGUUAAAAAUAAGUUCGUAUUUUAGUAAUUAGGUCGAAAAUUGUAUAAAAUUUUAAUAUAUUUGGUAGUUUAGCCUUUUUUCUUUGAGUUUUAGUUUUUUUUGGGAAUUUAUGUUCAUUUUCACAGGGUUUUUGUUCGUCUUCUUGAAAUGCCUGCUUUCUUUCUUGAUGUUUCAUUUCUUUUUUUGUUUAUUUUUAAGUUUAAUUAUUUCUUUUAAGUUUUGUUUCUUUUUUUUCUAGCUUUUUGUCCUUGGGGUUUAGCUGUUUUUCUUCACUAAAAGCGAUUGUGACCCCGCGGCGGUUGUGACCCCGUGUUGGUUGUGACCCCGUAUAACUAAAAAAAUAAAAAAUAAUUAUAUAAUUAUAAUUUGUGGCCCUACCCGACCCUACCCCUGACCUUUUUGGCUCUACCCGACCCUACUCCUGACCCUUUUAGUCCUACCCGACCCUACACCUGACCUUUUUUUUAAUGUUUUGACCUUUUCUCUUCAUUUUCUAGUUGGUUUUCUUAUGUUUUAGCCCUUUUUUCUUCCUUUUUUAGUUCUUUUUCUUAUGUUUUAAAAUUAGCCUUUUCGUUUUUUUAAAAAUAUUUCUAAGGAUUUUACGACUAAAAUGCCUAAUUGAUCGAUAAUUCGUUAUAUUUUAGACAAGUCUACCAUGACCUACUACAAACGGAAGAGAAGUUUGUGGACGAUCUACGGGGUCUAUUGGACAACUAUAUUCAAGCCUUUCAAGACAUAAACAUUGCUGGUAUUCAGGACAUUGUUCUCAACAUUACUGAACUCUACAACUUUCAUGCAAAGUGAGUGGAAACAAAGUUUUUGCUAAAUUUUUGUUUUUUUAGGUUUGUUGGUGUAAAAUGUGUUUAUAAUUGACAUUAUGGGGGUGUUUUUUUGAAAUUUUGCUUUUGUAAAGGAAGUUAUUGCGGCUUUACUAAAUUUAGCAAAAAAUUUUACAAAAUUCGGUGUUGUAAAGAAAGUUUUUGCAUGUUUUUCAAAAUUUUAAGGAGUUUUGCUUUGUAAACAAAGUUAUUGCGGUUUUAGUAAAUUUAACAAAAAAUUUUACAAAGUUCAGUGUUGUAAACAAAGUUUUUGCAUAUUUUUUCAAAAUGAAAUUUUUUUUAGUAUAAUGCUCAAAGGUCUCCAGUACUAUUCGGAUGAUCCAGGAAAAGUUGGCCAAACCUUCGUCCGACUAGAAAAGGACUUUCAACAUCAUGUAGAGUUUUUAAACAAACUGCCUGAGGCAUUAAAGGUCAUCAACGAGAAUGAGGAGAUUUCGAAUUAUUUGAAAAGUUUGAGCGACAAAGUUGAAGCUGGUAGUCGGAGUUACAUUGACUAUCUGAAUGACAUUCCUGAUCGGAUCAGCAAGUACGAGGAUUACUUUAGGGUAAGUUGUAACGUAUGUUGUGGUCAGGGAACGUAAAUCAUGGUCAGAGACGUGGCUACCUUAAUAUUAGGUUGUUCAAUUAAUUCUGUGCCUCCAGUCAAAGCAAAUUUUUGAGGUCAGGGGCGCAGAAUUAUAUGAACAACCUAAUACUUUACCAACUCCUACAUAUAUACACAUAACUUACUGUAUCUUUCAGGAAAUCAUCAAAUACUCAGCCAGAGCCAAUUGCAGUACCAAGAGUAUGCAAAAAGCUCUAGAAUUGAUUCAAUCAGUACCCAGAAGAGCUCAAGACCUGUCGCUUACGAAUAAGAUCACCAAGUAUCCGGGAGAGAUCAGUCGACUUGGAGGGAUUGUCAGACAUGUAAGAUACGGUUUUCUUACCUAUUUUUGGGCUUAAUUUAUAAUUUUUGAAAUUUUAAUUUUAAAAAAUAAAAAUUUGUGUAGAUAUGGCUAUUAUAACAUGGCCUUUUCAGGAAGAUUUCGACGUUUGGGAAGAUGACGGUGCAGUUCAAGAUAGACACGUUUUUUUGUUCAAAAACAUGCUGUUGGUCACUAGAAAGGACAACGAUAACUAUGAACACAUACUAACUAUCAGGGUAGGUUAAUUUUCUUAUGAUGUAAAAUACGAGUGGUGUAGUUUUAUGUCUGUAAUAGGUUAGAAGAUGAUAUUGUACUACGCCAUGGCUAUGCUAGGUCAGGACUAGAUUCUUAUUUUAGUAGGGGCACGGUAUGGUACAGUAUGGUAGGGCAAGGUAAGGUAGAGUAAAGAAAGAUAGAAUAAGGUAGGAUAAGCUAGGGUAGAACAGGGCAAGGUACGGAAGGCUAGGGUUAUGCUAUGGUAAAUCAGUGUUAAAGUCCUAUUUAAGUAUUACUAUGGUGUGGUAUAUGGGGUAGAGUAGAGUAGAUUAGAGUAGGGUAGACUUGGGCAAAAUAGUUUAGGGCAGGUUAGGGUAGAUUAAGCUAACAUAGAAGGGAAUAUUGUGGUGUAGUUUAGAGAUUGUUGUACAAUAAAUGUUAUUGAUGUAAAAUACGAUGUUCUUUAUGAUAAGUUUAAACAAAAAACGAUUUUUUAAACUUUAUAUUAUAAUUCAUAUAAUUUAGUUGGACAAGUACAUAGUCCGUCAACUAACAUCAGAUGAGGACUGUAUUGUCUUUCGAGCUCAAGAACAAGGUCUUCCGAACAUUCGACUGAAGAAACAUGACCCAGUCCAGGCUGAAUUCACACGAAAAGCGUGGCUGAAGGAUCUUCAGGAAAUGCCUUGUGAGUCAUUACUUCUCAACACUAACAAUGUCUAA